Messenger RNA from Blepharisma stoltei, 765 nucleotides. The record is from the annotation of a GenBank genome assembly. NCBI's taxonomy places the organism in Eukaryota, Ciliophora, Heterotrichea, Heterotrichida, Blepharismidae.
AUGAGGCCAGCUCAAGAAGAAUCUAAAAAGAAAAAAGCUAACUCUUUUAGCUCUAAGCCUAGUGACAGACUUCAAGUUAAAGCAGCUGAUCCUUUCAAGCCUAAAAAUAAGAGUAAAACGUAAAUAUUAUACAGAAAUCUUGGAUAUGUAUACUCUGCAGGUGGGAUUCCAUGCAGAAUCAAUCAUGGAUCUGUUUCUAUGAGUUUGUUAUGGUCAACUCCGCCUUCUCAGCUAAGCUAUGACCCUCUUUUGGUUACUCUUUUUGAAGGGCUCAUAGAAACUGAGCAUCCUUAUAUGUUUGUAUCUCGUCAAGGGACUAAAGAACUGUUGACAGCUGAGGGCGCUGUAGAAAAAACAAUACCUCUAAUUCCGAGAUUAGUAAUGCCUUUACGACAAGCUUUGACAAAUAGUGAUAAAGGCGCCGUCAGUUCAGCUUUAGAUACAUUAAAGUAAGUUCAAUAUAGGCUGCUUUCAGAACUGGUGGGUCCUUAUUUGAAUAAUCAUGUUCAUCUGUUUCUUCAGCAGCUAGGAAAGAAAAUGAAUGAGAGAAAUUAUAGGGAUAAAGUUUUAUAUGAUGUUGGAUUAAUUUAGCGUUAAAAUAUGGUAUAUUUAAAUUAUAAAAAAGUAAUGAUUUUUUAAUAAAAUUUAUUUUUGAUGUCUAAUUUGUAUAGAAAUGCUAUAGAAGUAUUAAUGACGCUAGAAGAGCAAGGAGGAGAAGAAAUUGUUCCUAUUAUCAAGUCAAAAAUCCCGACCUAUCAUACUUAA